CUGUUCACAUUCCAUGUCCAAUAUGCCGCGAGUUUCACACUUCGGAGGUUCGUAAACAGACAGAAAAGUGCUUGGACGAUCAGACAGAGAGAGCAAGUCUUCAAGUAUGUUUUUCUUGUGGAACUAAGAUGCGCAUUUACAUACGAAACAAGCAAAAGUACGACCCUGCAACUCCUGAACGAGAGCUGAUCUCUGUAGAGGUGAACGAUUUCGCUCGGACUACGAUUGCAGAUUUGAAAGAGCACUGCAAGAGUGUAAGUCAUGCUAAAGUGGACAUAUUGUAUUACCAGGAUAACCCACUGGCAGAUGAUAGGUCUGUUGGACACUACAACAUUCAAAAUGGGUCUAUACUGGAGACCACGUCGAACCCGUUCUGGGUUGCCUGUAUCUAUACCAAAUUACGAGAAGUAGAACAACAGCGAGAUCAGCAACUGACUGACAAACGUACACAGCAGUGGACACACAAGUCUAUCAUCAGGAAAUAUACACUUAUCCAAGUGUUGUUCAACUCUAACAAGGACCAGGGGGAUGUCCAGCCACCUCACUUCCCCACUGUGGAUGCUUUCUUACAGUUCAUUCAGGACCUGGGUAAGAAGGGAGCGGCCAUCAGUCCCUACACAGAGGCUGACCUGCGGAGACUGCUCAACGAGUAUCAGUACAUGGAUAUGGGAGAGAUUGACCCAGUGGGGGCUUUCAUAAGAAGGCAGGCCAUCAGACUCGGUUUCAAAGUACAGAAGAAGGGUGGAAUUGGCAGAGGAAACCAGCUAGGCUCUGGCAGAGGAAACCAGCUAGGCUCUGGCAGAGGAAACCAGCUAGGUUCUGGCAGUGGAAUCCAGCUAGGUUCUGGCAGAGGAAACCAGCUAGGUUCUGGCAGAGGAAACCAGCUAGCUUCUGGCAGUGGAAUCCAGCUAGGUUCUGGCAGAGGAAACCAGCUAGCUUCUGGCAGAGGAAUCCAGCUAGGUUCUGGCAGAGGAAACCAAACAGGUUCUGGCAGAGGAAACCAGCUAGGUUCUGGCAGUAAUAAUGCAGCUGCGGUUGGUGGAACAAACAAAAGGGAUGCUGCAAAUUUACCUACUCCUAAGCAGAAUAGAAACAGAGGCAAAAAGCAGGAGCGCCCUUGUGAACACUGUGAGGAAGCGUCGGCUGUGGAGUAUUGCCCAGAGUGUGAUGGAGGCACUGCCCUGUGUGGUGUCUGCUCGGACGUCUUACACAGAGGGGCAGCGAGGAGGAACCAUCAGAGACAAGACAUAGACCAGGCUCCAAGACCUGCUAAGGCAUAUAUACCUCAUGCAUACAGGAGUCCAUUUGCACUGCUGCUUGGUUUAUUUAGUUGUCUUCAUGAGACUCCCCCCAUCUUGAGUCUGACAGAAGAUGAACUCAAAGCCAGGUCCCAGCAGGUCACUGACACAGAUCUCUCUGAUAAAACUCCAGGCAAGUACAUGAGUGGCUUUGACAGCAUAGAGAACUUGCAGACCAAAGGCUUGGUUUAUAAAGAGGCUGCUGCAAACCCAACAUACCAGUUGACAGAGGCAGGAAAAAACCUUGCCAGGAAACUGUCAAAAUUCCACAAUGCUGUGUUGAGAUUUCUCAUUCAAGCCAAUGUGCCAAAGAUGCCAGAUUUGAGCAGCUGUUCCUUUAAUGGACACCAGGUGGUGCUGCUAAUGGACUCCCAAGAGAAGCAGCAAGACAGGCUGGUGGCACUUGCAAGACAGCACCAAAUCCCAGUUCAAGUAAGGGAAUUGAAAUGUGGAGACUACAUUUGGAUAGUGGUGCCAGAAUGGGCUUGUGAUGGGCUGAAGUACAUUGAAGUUUUACCUGACCAGGAAAAGGUUCUCCCUCACAUAGUGGAACGCAAGACAUGGGAUGAUUUAUUGAACAGCACCCAAACUACAAGAUUUAGAAAUCAAGUGGAGAGCAUGAAGAGAAGUGGGUUGAGGGACAAGUUUUAUCUGAUAGAGGGCGCUAUGCAUGGAAUGAGAAGUAAACCAAGUAUAUACCAGCAGCAGGACUUGCAGGUCAAGUUGUCCAGUCUUCUUAUGGAGGAGGGCUUUCUGGUCAACUACACGUCUACCUGGCUGAAAACUGCCCAGUGGUUAUUCUGGUUGACGAAUAUGGUGACUGCUUUGUACCAGUCAGGCACAGCCAGCACUGACCAGCUGAUGACCUUUGCAGAGUAUUCCCGUAAAGUUGGUGGCACCAAGAAAAAAACGGAACUGUACAGGGAGAAAGCCAUGCGAGGACCGCGACACUGCCAUGUUUGGCAGGCUGAACACUUUAUUGAUUUGAUCCUUAGGGACAGUGAAGGUAUUCCACUGCUAGAUUUAGCCUCCGUGGAGUUCAACAUUACAAACAGAGCACCAAACAACACACAUCUCCUGAUCAAACAGGGUUUAGAAAAUUAUAAUAAGGGACGCCAGAAACACCUGAACAGGUGCUUGGAGGAGGUGUGUAAACAGGUCAACAACACUGCCACUGACAUAGUAAGCACCACCCUGGGUCCUGUGAGACGAGAUCUGGUCCACUAUGAUGUGCCCUCGUACUGGCAGUUAAAGUUACAGGUAUUUCUUGGCAUUGCUCUGUUGCGCACAGAGAGUGAUGAGGAUACUGAUGCUGCUAGAUCCAAGUUUUUACAGGAUAUCCAAGGUGACCACUUUGAUGGUAACUAUGAUCAUGGUCUUUAUGGUGAUGGUAACUACGGUGAUGGUCUCUAUGGUGAUGGUCUCUAUGGUGAUCUUGAGCUACAGAGACAUGGAACAGGACACAACAGGCAGAGAGGAAGAAGUCAUUCAAACCUGGAUGUUGUAUUCUCUUCAUCUAAAAAUAGAAGGUCUGGGAAACCCAGGCCAACAGCAACUGUCACUAGGGCAGAUUUAGUCACCAAGAAAGUUGAUGUCAACGAGACAGAAACUGUCACAAAGGGGGACAAUGUCUAUGGCUUAGAUAGAUCUGGUGACAACCAUAUACCUGAUGACAUUGUAAAUUCCACUUGGCUUGAUGUUACCCCUUCAUCUGACGAUAGAAGGUCUGGAAAACCCAAACCGACCGCAACUGUCACUAGGACAGAAAUUGCCACUGUCAAUCAGACAAAAACUCUCAAAAAUAAUGCUGUUAAUUAUAGCAUUGCAAAUGCUUCUUUUCUUGGUACCAAUCACAUACCUUCCAGCACAAAACUUUACACUGGGAACAACGCUGUCCAUGGGGUAGACAGCGAGGGUGGUGACGGUUUUUUAUUUGGUGACAGUAGUUAUAAAACCACCACCACCACCAGUGGUAGCAGUGCAGUCCUCAGUGAUGGUGCCAGUCAGCUGGACUAUGCCUCCAACUCCCAGGAAGAACAGUUCAUGCUGGACCAGGCUUUAGAAGCAAGCAUGGCAAUCAGGCUGGACUCCUUAACCUCAGACAACAGUGUAAGUCACCAUUCACUUAAACUAGAUGAGGAAGAAGAUCCAGAACUGAAAAAAGCCAUAGAACUGAGCAAGAAAACUGCACUUACUGACCCCAUUGGCCAAAUCCAUCCAACAGGUAACCAAGAAAGUUUAUUUAUAGACGAAGAUGUGCAGAGUACUUUAAAAGCUGAUGAAGAGGAAGAUAAUUUGAAAAGAGCUCUGGAACUUAGCAUGAAAGCUGAAGAAAGUGCUUCCAGAUUCCAAGCUGAAAAUGGCAACACUCAAGAAGAAGAACCUGCAGGUCACAGUGAAAUGGAGGAGGACAAAGAGUUUCAAAAAGCUCUGGAACUUAGUAAACAGUGUGUAAUAUUUGGUAGCAGUACCAAAAGCCAAUCUUAUGUUGACCAAACCAUCUCUAAAUCUGCCAGUAACUCAAACCCAUUUGUUCCUGCUGAGGAUAAAGAAGACAAAGACCUGAGAAAAGCUAUAGAACUGAGCAAGAAAAGUGUAUUGUCUGACCACAAUGCAAACAUACAUUCCCUUCAAAGUACCAGGGCAUCUUUGGAGGAUCAAAUACAAUAUAACAGGGAUGAGGUACAAACUUGUCAUAACAGAGCAGAUGGUAUUGUACAAGGAACUAUAAAAAAUGAUACAGAUGUGACAGAGGAAAUUGGUGCUUCAGUUUUUCCAGGUGCUCAUUAUAAUGAAGAUGGGUCUAGUCCUGGUGGUGCUAUAUUACCUAAUAGUAUAACAGACAAUAACAGAAAACUUCCUCUUGGAGCUCUGUAUAAUGUUAGAUAUGGACAAGAAAAAUAUGGUCCUGAAAUCAUCCCAGAUAUUCAUUCAGAUGAAGAAGAUGAAGAUAUGAAGAAAGCAUUGCAGCUCAGUCUGCAGGAGGUUCAAGACACAAGUCUCCAGGGGGCACCAAGUGCAAACAUUUCUCAAAGCGUUAAGGUAUUGCAAGAAGAUGAAGCUCUGGCAAGAAGACUUUUUGAAGAGGAGGCCAGAAAGGCAGGUCACUCGGACAUACUAUUAGCAACAAUGCCACCUGGUGUCGAAAAUUCUCAGACAGAUGAGGCGUUGGCCAGGAGACUGUCUAUGGAGGGAAAUAAAACCAUGGAGCACUUUGCUUUCUCUGACAACAUGAUUGUAUCUGGGUUUAAAGCAACAGAAGACCAAGUUCUGGCAAGGAUACUUCUUGAGGAAGAGAACAGAAGAUUAGAAGUGUUGAACAAAGAGCAAGUGAGACAAGAUGAAGAGCUUGCUAGACAGUUACAAAAUGGCCAAGAUGAUGUUUCUCUAAGCAAUUUUGUAUCAGACAAGCAUUCUCCCUCCAAAACCAGAACUCCCAAAGACUGUGAGAAUGCUGCAGCCCUGGACAGGCAUUUUCAUAAUGAGUUUAAUAUACCAGAGCGUGCUGGAGGUCAAAGAUCUAUGGGAUCAUCUGCUCUUAGAGGUCAGAGUUCAGGAGGGCCACCUGGAGGGGCAAGAGGUCAAAGGUCAAUGAAUACACCUCUAAAAAGCUGUAGAAGCCUUUUUAAAGAAAUUAAAAAUGAAAGAAGAAACUCAGAGCUGCAGAUUGAAGCAUAUCGUCAGAGACACAGACAAAACCACAUACGUGAAUCAGGCAGCACUGCUCUGCCCUCUGGUGGUGAAAGCAAACCAACCCUGACCCCAGGUCAUUCCAGUCACUCUACACCUACAGCCAGGGUCAGUUCAAGAGUCAGUCCCAUUAUGGCCACUGGAAUAGGAGGCUCAGUCAAAGAAGAGGUUAUAGAUGUCAGUGAUGAUGAAGACGGUUUACCAGAUCUACUGAACCCAAAGCCAUGCAAGGAUUCUCCUGGUCCUAGCUGUGAGGAUAGACAGCCUUCAAGCAUGUCUAGUCAGGGUGUGAGCAGUUCCCCCGGGGUAACAUGAGGUGUGGAGCCUGCGGGGAGAGGGGACAUUCCAGAGUUUGGAAGAAAUGUCCCAGUUACUGGACAGAUGAGGAGAGACAAAGACGAGAGGCUACAUCUGAGAGAAAAAAGAGAAAAGCUGAUGAAGAAAGGAGAGAACGAGAAGAAGCUUUAAAUAUGUUGCAUCAACAAGAAACAGAGUUGGAAAACCAGCGCCAAACCAUUCAGCAGCAAAUGACAACAGUCCUGCAGCAAUAUGGGGAGCAAAUUGACCAU
Molecule: messenger RNA, 5557 nt
Organism: Lingula anatina
Lineage: Eukaryota; Metazoa; Brachiopoda; Lingulata; Lingulida; Lingulidae
Biological process (GO): double-strand break repair via break-induced replication; mitotic intra-S DNA damage checkpoint signaling; DNA catabolic process
Cellular component (GO): nucleus; Holliday junction resolvase complex
Molecular function (GO): 3'-flap endonuclease activity; DNA binding; crossover junction DNA endonuclease activity
Source: RefSeq, a predicted model, not a curated record